GGUCGUUACUUUGAAGUCUCAACAAACGCAUUUAUUACAUAAUUAAUUAAUUAAUAAACAACUAUGCAUACAGCUAAACCAAGCUAGCAUCUCUAAUCACAUACACACUACUAGUUAUAGAACUCGAUUCCACAAAAAUAGCAUAGUUGGUAUUACGGCCAAAAUCAAGAACGCAAAAGACCACCAAAGUUCUGAGAAUCAAGAAAAAAUGGAUUCAGAUUCACUUCUUCCUCUUUCUGAAUCUCCUCAGCUCCCAGUCAUCGAUUUCUCCGAUCAGAACUUAACACCAGGAACCUCAAAGUGGGAUGAAGUGAAGGCUGAUGUCCGUAAAGCGUUAGAAGACUAUGGAUGCUUCCAAGCUUUCGUUGACAAAGUGUCCAACACUGAGCUUGACAAGUCUGUUUUUGAAGCCAUGGAAGAGCUUUUCGAUUUGCCGGUUCAGACCAAACAGAGAAACGUGUCGUCGAAACCCUUUCAUGGGUAUCUAAAUCACAAUCUUUACCAGAGUUUGGGGAUCGAAGAAGCUAAUGUUGCUGAGAAGGUCAACGACUUCACUCAACUGCUAUGGCCUGAUCAUGGAAACAAAAGUAUUAGUGAGACGUUGCACAAGUUCUCGAAGCAAUUAGUGGAACUGGAUGUGAUGGUGAGAAGAAUGAUAAUGGAUAGUUUUGGGAUAGAGAAGUACCUUGACGAGCAUCUGAAUUCUACAAAUUAUCUAUUUAGAAUGAUGAAGUAUACAUCACUUCCGGAUGACGAUGUAGAAGAAACAAAGCUAGGUUUACGUUCUCAUACCGACAAGAACAUCAUCACCAUACUUCAUCAGUAUCAAGUUGAUGGGUUAGAAAUUAAGACUAAAGACGAAAAAUGGAUUAAAGUGAAACCACCUCAACAUUCUUUCAUAGUUAUGGUUGGAGAUUCACUAUGUGCACUUUUGAAUGGUAGAUUGUAUUCUCCAUAUCACCGAGUCAUGAUGAGGGCAAAGAAGACAAGGUAUUCAACUGCAAUGUUCUCUGUUCCUAAACCAGGAGUUAUCAUAGAUUCACCUGAAGAACUUGUAGACGAAGAACAUCCUCGUUUGUUCAGACCCUUUGAAUAUAAUGAUUUCCUUAACUUCUUUUACUCGGAAGCUGGUCGUAGAGUUGAAUCUACUCUCCAUGCUUUCUGUGCUCUCUGAAACAUCUAAACUUUUCAUUCACAAUAAAGAAUGUAUUGACUUCACAUUGUAUGGUCUAGAUGGUGCUCCUUUUUUUCUUUUCAUGAUUUUGUAAUUUGAAAUGGUUUCACAUUCCUAUGCAUAUGAACAUAAUUCAACAUACAUACAAGACCUGCAUGAGAAGAAUCUCAUCUCCCAAAAGUCUUUUUUUUUUUCUUUUUGUGAGAAGCAAAAGUCUCAUUCUUACACAUGCGCGGAUGUAACACUGCAAAUUUGAACCAUUAAUUCUUUGCUACAUUUGUAUAUAGUAUUAUUUUCUAACAAUUAUCUAUGAAAGUAAGCUUAAUCAAUGAGCAUCUGUGGAAGCACCUUAGCAUAUUGGUUAAGGUUUAAAUGUUUUUAUACCAGGUAUGGGGUUCAAAUUCCAAGAUAUGCAGUUUAUUAGAGAUCUUCAUCAAGUCGCAAGGCAUACUAUCAGGAAUGAAUCUCAUAGGACGGUUUAGUGUGAUGCAGUCAGACGUGAAUAAAAAAAAAAUCAGUGAGCAUCUCUUAUUAGUGUUGCAAGAUGCAUAAGGCCGAUAAAUCUAAGAAUAUCUCUGAUGUUGUGAUUUUUCUCUUAAUAUUAAUAUAAAGUUUGGUUUUUCAAAGUUAUUAACUAACACAAUUGUGACACCUGAC
Molecule: messenger RNA, 1831 nt
Organism: Eruca vesicaria subsp. sativa (arugula)
Lineage: Eukaryota; Viridiplantae; Streptophyta; Magnoliopsida; Brassicales; Brassicaceae
Source: the annotation of a GenBank genome assembly